GGACUGGGCGGGGCUUGAGGACUCUAGGGGGAUAUAAAAGAGUCUCAGAGUAGGCAAGCCUCACUUUCCUCACCAACACCAUGGCAUUCCUUUGGCUCUUGUCCUGCUUUGCCCUCGUGGGGGCCACCUUUGGCUGUGGGGUACCUGCCAUCCAACCUGUGCUGACGGGUCUGUCCAGGAUCGUCAAUGGAGAAGAUGCUGUCCCUGGCUCCUGGCCCUGGCAGGUGUCCCUGCAGGACAAGACUGGCUUUCACUUCUGCGGGGGUUCUCUCAUCAGUGAAGACUGGGUAGUCACUGCUGCCCACUGCGGAGUCUCGACAUCUGAUGUGGUGGUGGCCGGAGAGUUUGACCAGGGCUCUGAUGAGGAAAAUAUCCAGGUCCUGAAGAUCGCAAAGGUUUUCAAGAACCCCAAGUUCAACAUAUUCACUGUGCGCAAUGACAUCACCUUGCUGAAGCUGGCCACUCCUGCCCAGUUCUCUGAGACUGUGUCUGCUGUGUGUCUGCCCACUGCUGAUGAUGACUUCCCUGUUGGGCAAGUGUGUGUCACCACUGGCUGGGGCAAGACUAAGUACAACGCCCAAAAGACCCCUGACAAGCUGCAGCAGGCAACCUUGCCCAUUGUGUCCACUGCUGAAUGCAAGGAGUUCUGGGGAUCCAAGAUCACCGACGUGAUGAUCUGUGCCGGCGCCAGCGGUGUCUCCUCCUGCAUGGGUGACUCUGGUGGUCCUCUUGUCUGCCAGAAGGAUGGAGCCUGGACCCUGGCAGGCAUCGUGUCCUGGGGCAGUGGUGUCUGCUCCACCUCCACUCCCGCUGUGUACUCCCGAGUCACAGCCCUCAUGCCCUGGGUUCAGGAGAUCUUGGAAGCCAACUGAGUCCGCGGUUCUUGCCUCCCCCUUUAAACAUCUGCAAUAAAAUCAUCUAAUUAGAA
Molecule: messenger RNA, 928 nt
Organism: Myodes glareolus (Bank vole)
Lineage: Eukaryota; Metazoa; Chordata; Mammalia; Rodentia; Cricetidae
Product: chymotrypsinogen B
Biological process (GO): proteolysis
Molecular function (GO): serine-type endopeptidase activity
Source: RefSeq, a predicted model, not a curated record